AUAGGGUAAAAUUUUAAAAGCUGGGACAAAGGCAGUGGAAACCACUUGAAGCUGUUUACAGUUUUCUUAAUUGUCAGGAUGAGUCCUGUCCUUUUGCUAUCUUUGUUACUUUCAGUUAUUCCACAGGCUGAGUUAGUCCCAGAGAAACCAAAGAGAUCUGCUCUGAACCAACUCACCAGGUUACUGCUUCGCAAAUAUAACUGUGGAGUCCGGCCUGUCCAGAACUGGACCAAACCAACUACCAUUUACAUUGACCUUAUAAUCAAAUCUGUCCUAGAUGUGGAUGGACAGACUCAGAAAGUGACCACCAGCAUUUGGUAUCGCCAAAUAUGGAACGAUGAGUUUCUUGUUUGGGAUCCUGAAGAGUUUGAUGGAAUCACUGAAAUAUCGCUGUCCUCGGAUGCCAUCUGGGUGCCUGAUGUCAUCAUAAGUGAAUUCGUCGAUGUUGGCAAAUCCCCAGUCAUCCCAUAUGUUUAUGUCAACUGCUCAGGAACAGUAAAAAACUACAAACCCAUCCAGGUGGUCUCAGCCUGUCACCUGGAGAUUUAUGCCUUUCCCUUUGACAAGCAGAACUGCACUCUGACCUUUCGCAGCUGGCUCCACUCAGUGAAUGAAGUGGAUUUAGCUCUGUGGAGGCCUGCUGAGGAAAUCGCCAAUGAUACGAGAGAGUUCAUGAAUGAUGGUGAAUGGGAGCUGCUGUCUGUCCCUUCUCACUACUGGACACUGAAUCUAGAGGACAGAGACUACGCACAGAUUCAGUUUAAUGUGCUGAUCCGCAGGCGCCCCCUGCUGUACGUGGUAAGUCUGCUCAUCCCGAGCAUCUUCUUCAUGGUGGUGGAUGUCACCAGCUUCUAUCUGCCUCCGAACAGUGGCACUCGCAUCACUUUCAAGACCAGCAUUCUCUUGGGCUUCACUGUAAUCAGAGUCAAUCUGAUGGAUGAAAUCCCUGCUACCGCUAUUAAAACACCCCUCAUUGCGGUCUUCUUCGCUGUCUGCAUGGCACUGCUGGUGCUGAGUUUGGCAAUGUCCAUUUUCGUAGUGAAGCUUUUGCAUUACAGUGAAAAGGAAAUCAAGGAGAUGUCCAUGUCCGCUUGCUUACUAGACAAAUACGGCUCAAUGGAUCAGAGCUUUAUUGAGAGCGCUUUCACAUCGAUGAAGACACUGGAUGAUAUGGAGCAGUCCGGAGGCUUCGAAUUUGAUCUCUCUCCAGAGCCAGACCUGUUCUCUCUAACAGAAGUCUCAAACAAUGACUCUCCACUGGAGAAGAUCCUGCAGGAGGUGGUGUCUCUCAGACUGUACCUUCAGGAGGAGGACAAUGAGGGCAGUUCACAGUCUUACUGGGUGGAACUGUGCCUGAAAGUGGACAAGCUCCUCUUCUGUGUGUACCUGCUAAUUAUGCUCAUCUAUGUCAUGACUCUACUGCUGCUCUGGGGUGUCUGGAGCUCUGCCUGAAAGUCUGAAGGAGGUGGUUGGGGAAAAAGAGGGGUAAUGAGAAGAGAAGGACAAAACGGAAGUAGAGGGGAUGGAGGAAG
Sinocyclocheilus anshuiensis is the source of this 1532-nucleotide messenger RNA. Its product is annotated as 5-hydroxytryptamine receptor 3B-like. Gene Ontology annotation, molecular function: transmembrane signaling receptor activity; extracellular ligand-gated monoatomic ion channel activity. Gene Ontology annotation, cellular component: postsynaptic membrane. Bases 79 to 1452 code for a protein of 457 amino acids. The transcript has 9 exons. Lineage: Eukaryota; Metazoa; Chordata; Actinopteri; Cypriniformes; Cyprinidae. Gene Ontology annotation, biological process: monoatomic ion transmembrane transport. The record is from RefSeq and is a predicted model, not a curated record.